AUCUUAUUACGCCAUAAUCUUGACGUCAUGCACAUUGAGAAGAAUGUAUGUGAUAAUAUUAUUGGUACUUUACUUGAUAUAGAGGGAAAGACAAAAGAUGGUGUGAAUUCUCGACGGGAUUUGCAACUUAUGAAAAUUCGAAAGAAGUUGCAUCCAAUAGAGAAAGAUGGGAAGUAUUAUUUACCAUUGGCAUGCAUAAAAAUAUGCUUCCAGAAGCUAAAGAUAAGUUCUGUACAUUUCUGGAAGAUCUAAAAGUUCCAGAUGGUUUUUCUUCAAAUAUCUCCAAUUGUGUGAGGGAUCGAAAAUUAUAUGGCUUGAAGAGUCAUGAUUCUCAUGUUAUCUUAGAGCGCCUCCUUCCUCUUGCUCUACGAGGUGUUGUUCUGCCAAGUAUUUAUGAUGCUAUAACAGAGUUAUGCAUAUAUUUUAGAGAGCUGUGUUCAAGAGAAUUAAGUGUGGAUGUUUUGAAUCACCUUGAGUCUUCAAUUCCUAUCACAUUCCACCAUCUUUUUUUGAUAUUAUGGUGCACUUAGCUAUGCAUCUUGCUACUGAAGCAAAGCUAGCUGGGCCUGUGCAAUUCAGAUGGAUGUACCCUAUUGAGAGGUUUCUUCGCAAGUUAAAAUGUUAUGUUCGAAAUAAGAAUCAUCCUGAAGGUUGUAUGGCUGAAGGAUAUAUUGUGGAAGAGAGUAUCAUAUUUUGCUCCAGAUAUUUGCAUGGGGUGCAUAAUCCGUUUGAUAAACUAGAAAGAAAUGGUGAUCGUGAUUCUAUUGGUUCAGGUAAAAAAGUAUCAGUUUUCAAUCAAAAUGGUUAUCCAUUAACCAUGGAUAAGAAUAGAUCAUUGGAAGAUUUGGAGAGAACUCAAGCUCAUAUUUAUAUUCUAAAUAAUUGUGAGGAAGUUCAGCCAUUUAUAAGAGAAUAUGAAACAUCUUCCAAGAACGAAGACUUUGCCGAAUGGUUUAAAAACCAUGCAUCACAAUUAUGUACAAACAAAGAUGUACAGUCGAGAGCAGAAUUAUUAUCAUUAGCUCGAGGUCCUCUAUAUGGUGUUGAUAGGUUCAAUGGAUAUGUGAUCAAUGGUUUCAGAUUUCAUACCCAAAAACAUGAAACAAGAAAAGCCAAACAAAACAGUGGCAUCUUGUUAAAGGGGCUUAUGGGUUCUAAGGUUGUUGAUUACUAUGGAGUUUUGACUGAAAUAAUUGAGCUUCAAUAUUUGGGAGGAAACAGGGUUGUAAUGUUCAAAUGUGAAUGGUGGGAUGUUGAGAAUAUUGACAGGGGAGUGAAGGUCGACAAAUAUGGCUUUGUUAGUGUUAAUACAUCUCGUAAGCUCGUGACAAAUGAGCCAUUUGUCCUUGCCUCCCAGGUGGAACAAGUAUUUUAUGCUCAAGAUGGAUCUAAUCCUAAUUGGAUUGUUGUUUUGAAAGGUCAAUCUCAAAGUUCUUUUGAUCACUUCUCUGAGGACUCAGUUGAUGAACAAUCAUAUGAACAAGAAGAGGCUUUUCAACAAGAGAAAUCCGCAACCAAUUAUCCAAUCCAUAAUCUUGUUCAAGGCAAUGAACUAGAUGAUUGGGAGGAAAAUGAUGAGGCACAUGAUGAUUCUGAUGAUAAUAGCAGUCAUAGUGAGAACAGUGCAGAUGAAGGACAGAGUUCCGGCGAGUCUGAAGAUAAUGACGACUUCUUGUUAUAAGGUGCAAUUUUCAUCUCGUGACCAACAAACCAUUGAGCUAGCAGUAUCAGCAUAGGAUUUUGACUUUGAGUUGGCGGUUCUAGUUCUGUGGAUACCUUCUUUCAUUCUAUGUUCCAUGUAGUGCAGUAGUGCAGAUG
Molecule: messenger RNA, 1818 nt
Organism: Linum tenue
Lineage: Eukaryota; Viridiplantae; Streptophyta; Magnoliopsida; Malpighiales; Linaceae
Source: the annotation of a GenBank genome assembly